Alternaria incomplexa is the source of this 1191-nucleotide messenger RNA. RefSeq lists its product as uncharacterized. The coding region runs from base 1 to 1191 and encodes 396 amino acids. The transcript has a single exon. Lineage: Eukaryota; Fungi; Ascomycota; Dothideomycetes; Pleosporales; Pleosporaceae. Gene Ontology annotation, biological process: polyphosphate catabolic process. Gene Ontology annotation, molecular function: endopolyphosphatase activity; phosphatase activity. Gene Ontology annotation, cellular component: cytoplasm. The record is from RefSeq and is a predicted model, not a curated record.
AUGACGUCGUACCGUGAUCACCCCUAUGCGCAUGCGCAAAACCGCCCGCGACCCCUCAUCGAGCAGAUACCAGACUACCGCGACGACCUUGACGUAUCCGACGAAGAAGAAGGCUUCUACGCACGCGACGACGAUUUCCUGAUUCCGCCAAAGUUCCAGGCGGCGAUCGCACGCACAACCGACCGAAUCCCCCGGAGGAUAAAGCGCCACAGUGUCACGUAUCUCGUAAUCGCGGUUCUCUUUUUGAUAAGUUGGUGGACAUACUUUGGGCCUAGACACACAGCAUACAGAACGGAGUUGCAUCUCAUGGACAACGCACCAACGAUGAGCUACGGCAGCAAUGUCCGGCCAGAGUUCAAGGGCAUGAUCCAGGUCAGCGACAUGGACGAGCAGCAUCUGCCUAAGAAGCACAGCAGACUCGUCUUCGUCGGCGAUGUCCAUGGCUGCAGAAAGGAACUGGAGCAUCUCCUCAAGAAGAUCGACUUCAACCACAAGCACGACCACCUCGUCAUGACCGGCGACAUGAUAGCCAAGGGCCCAGACUCGCCAGGCGUCAUCAAGCUCGCCCAAAAGAUCGGCGCUUCCUGCGUGCGCGGAAACUGGGAAGACAAGCUCCUGCUCUCCAUCGCCGACGCACAAGAUCGUCACGUCCUCAAAUUCACCCCCGACGGCUCCCCCGACGCAAACAUCGACUUUGUAGACGAAGUCAGCCAAUCGCACGGUGACUACAAGCUACGCAAGCUAGCGAAGCAAUUCACCAAAAAAGAAAUCGAAUACCUCCGACAAUGCCCCGUCAUCCUCCGCGUCGGCACCGUCCCGACAUUAGGCAACCUCGUAACCGUACACGCUGGCCUCGUCCCCGACACCCCACUCGAACACCAAGACCCCUUCCACGUUAUGAACAUGCGGACUAUCGAUCUUAAGACGAGAAUACCGAGUAGCAAACAUUCGGGCACGCCUUGGGAGAAGUUCUGGAAUCAUCACCAGGAGAAGCUGAAGCAGGAGGAUAGGGCGACGGUGGUUUACGGACACAACAGAAAGAAGGGUCUCAAUAUACAUGAAUUCUCCUAUGGUCUGGAUACGGGGUGUGUUAGUGGGGGCAAGCUGACAGCGCUUGUUGUUGAUGGAGACGGGAAGACGGAGUUGGUGCAUGUCAAAUGUGGCAAGGAGAGUGGGUAUGCUAGUGAUUAA